Molecule: messenger RNA, 6739 nt
Organism: Pyricularia grisea
Lineage: Eukaryota; Fungi; Ascomycota; Sordariomycetes; Magnaporthales; Pyriculariaceae
Exons: 2
Coding region: 1-6387 (2128 amino acids)
Biological process (GO): calcium ion import across plasma membrane
Cellular component (GO): membrane; voltage-gated calcium channel complex
Molecular function (GO): calcium ion binding; high voltage-gated calcium channel activity
Source: RefSeq, a predicted model, not a curated record
AUGGCAGAUCCCUCGAAAUAUCCGCAACAACCACCUUACCCUAAUGUUUCCGAUUACUCGCAAGAGCCCCAGGGUUCGUCAAAUGGUCAAGAUGAUGGCCAACAACAGCGCGGGCGGCAAACGAGCCAAGCGGCACCAUCGGGACUGGCCCCUUCGACGUAUUGGGAGAAUUCGGCACAAGGAUCGCGGAGCAAUGAGGGUACUGGUGAAGAUUUCGUCGACGACCCCAUGGCACUUCAGUUUGCUCUCCCACCAGACAUCAACCCACGACGCCCCUCAUCAGCUCAGCAGUACGCGAAUUCGAUCUACGAGCCUUCACAACCAUAUUAUAAUGAGCGGCCACAACUCCACAUACAUACCGACUCUAUAGACUCGGACAGAGCGCCGCUAGCCACCAAUGCGCAACCUAUAUCCGGAAACCUCGCCCCGGGACAUGAUGGGUUGAAUAGGGACAGUUUCCAGACUGUACGCGACAUGGAUACCAGCAGGGACAACAGGACGCUGGGGGCAGAUCUUGAGCAUAGCCAGAGGAACCGAAGCUUCGGCAAUUCGUUGAUGCCGGACGAUGGCGGCUUCAGGCGGUCUCGCACAAACUCGACUGCGUCAGGAGCCUUGUCGCGAACUGCAUCCAUGGUGAGGGCCAUGUCUCAGCGUGUUGUCAACAUCAGUGGUGAAAAUGAGGUGCUCGAGCAGCAGGCUCGACGUCGCUCUCGGUCACCUAGCGCAGAAAGGGGGCAUUUUGCAGAUGCUCCGAUCCAAAUCGACACUUCUUACCCGUCUCAGAUGUACCCGACCCAGGAGAAGCAUCCGGCGAGCCCUAACAUCAAUGAUGCGCCUCCUCCACCGACAUUUCAGCAGUUUCGACGGCCUCAGCCCAUGAUGAACCCCCUCAAGGGCAAGUCACUUGGCAUAUUUGGGCCUGAGAAUCCCAUCCGGAAGUCGUUGUGCAACAUACUCGUCCUGCCCUGGACUGAGCCUUUAAUUCUUCUGUUAAUUGUGGCCCAGGCGGUUCUACUGGCAGUUGAGGCGGCUCCUACUAUUGAAGAAGGCGGUCCUCAACGUGGCGACCGCUUUGGAUCAGCGAUUGACUGGGCCAUUCUGGGCCUGUUCAUUGUUUUCACCCUAGAAGUCAUCGCCAGGAUCAUCGUAUCUGGCUUCAUUCUCAACGCAGCCGAGUACAGCACCAUUGACCGGAACCGUGGGAUCAAAGUAGCCGUUUCUGACAAGUAUAAACAAAUAUUUCAGCCAACCAGGCAAAAGUCGAUCAGACGUCCGGCCCAGGCGGAACACUAUGGUCCAUCAACUUUUGCGCGCUCCAUCACCAUCAUGCAAGGCCAGGCGGUGCCCGAGACUAUCGAAGAGCAACAGCGGAUGCAGCUGGCACGGAGAGCCUUUUUGCGUCACGGCUUCAACCGUCUGGAUUUUAUAGCUGUUGUGGCUUUCUGGAUCUCCUUCGGCCUAAGUGUUGCUGGUCUGGAGAAGUCGCUGCAUCUCUGGGUCUUCAAGAUGCUGAGUUCACUGCGAAUCGUUCGAUUGCUGGCUAUCACUAAGGGAAAUGCUAUCAUUCUGCGCAGUUUGAAGAAGUCGGCACCGCUUCUGGUUCGAGUCUCGUUUCUCAUCGGCUUCUUCUGGCUUCUCUUUGCCAUUAUUGGCGUGCAAAGCUUCAAGGGGAGUUUGAAGCGCUCUUGCUUCUGGGUAAAUCCAGAACAAACGAACAACAUAUCUGCUGGAUUCCAAAACGACGAUGCUCAGUGUGGUGGCUGGCUGGACAGUUCGGGCACAAUGAAGGCCUGGAUUCGACUCCCACCCAAUGAAACCGGCGAGUCCGGGCAAUUGUUGAGCAAGCCGCUGUUCGAUUUCAAAGGCGAAGGCAGCCCGAAGGGCUUCAUUUGUCCACGCGGCUCUGUUUGUCUUGAGCAGGAUAACCCACACAACGGCACGGUGAACUUCGACAACAUUCUCAACUCUCUGGAGCUUGUGUUUGUCGUCAUGAGUGCCAACACAUGGUCCGACUUGAUGUAUCAAAUGACAAACACUGACUACCUUGCGGCCGCCCUGUACUUCGCCGCCGCCAUCGUUAUCAUGAUGUUGUGGAUGACCAACUUGUUGAUCGCAGUCAUCACGUCUUCCUUCCAGGUCAUCAGAGAAGAAAGCAAAGCAAGUGCGUUUACGGCCGAUGAGGACGCCUACCUUGUGAACGAACCUGAUGGGUUUCCGAAGCGGGUUUCCGGGCUCCAGAAGAUUUACAACAAAACAUGGAGGAUCUGGCCCAUCAUUAUCGCCUUCGAUCUUAUCGCCAUGGCCUGGCGCAGUGUUCGAAGCAGUCCAGAACGUAUUCGGUUCAUUCAAACCACCGAGCUGGUCGUUACCAUUUUGCUCGUGUUCGAAAUAAUAUACCGCUUUGCGGCGGAUUGGAGGGAAUUUCACCGGAGGCCAAGAAACUUGGUCGACCUCUUCUUGGCUGUAGCCACUGCUGUGAUUCAAAUUCCAAUUAUCCGGAACUCAGGGGAGACGUAUGAAUGGCUCACGGUUUUUCAGAUUUUGAGAGUUUACCGUGUGGUCUUGGCCAUCCCCGUGACCAACAAGCUGAUCCGCUUGGUAUUGGGUGGUAACGCGUCAGGUCUCGGUAACCUGCUCGUUUUCGUCUUCCUGAUGACAUUUUUAAUGUCCAUCUUUGCUGCCCAGCUCUUCCGCGGUGAACUUCCCAAAGAGGACGAUGACGGCGAGGAGUACUUGGUCAACUUUGCCUCCAUAUACAACUCUUUUCUGGGCAUGUAUCAGGUCCUGACUAGCGAGGAUUGGACCAACAUGCUCUACGCCAUCACGGGCGCCACCACGCAGUGGGGCACCGCUUGGAUUGCCGGCAUCUUUUUUAUUGGCUGGUUCAUCCUGUCAUACUUCAUUCUGAUCAACAUGUUCAUUGCUGUCAUCCAGGAGAAUUUCGAUAUCAGCGAAGAUCAGAAGCGUCUGGAACAAGUAAAGGCUUUUCUGCAGCGCAAAGAGCUAGGUUCCUCCAGCAGCCUUACGUUCUCCAGACUUUUCACCCUCGGCAAGCAGCCAAAGAAGGAUCCGCUGGACUAUGGCCCUGCCAUGAUGGAAAUGCUUCUUAAGGAAGCCGUUGUCAAGGACUUCCUCGACGAUCCGAAUAUUGAUCCUCUGCAGAGAGCACCCACGCUCAAGGAUAACAACCUCGCCGACGGCCCCAUAAUCAGUGGCGGCAAACUCUCGCAGCUUUGGCAAAAGACUGUUGCCAAAGUGACGAGCAGAGAUCCCAAUCCGUUCUACUCUUUCACGCGAUUCACUGGCACCAACGAGACUGUUGACCCGCGCAAAAUGGCUCGCGAUGCAGUUCAAGCCACUGCUGCCCGACGCAAGGCUCAGAGAGAGUAUCUAGCCCGUCACCCAACAUAUAACAACUCCAUGUGGAUCUUCAAGCCUAGCAACCCGAUAAGGAGGCUUUGCCAAAGAGUAGUUGGCCCAGGCCGAGGAAAUGAACGCUUUGAUGGAGUUGAACCAAAUAUAUAUGCCUGGUACAUCUUCUCUGCGUUCAUCUAUGCCAGCAUCCUCGCCAUGGUCGUCAUCGCUUGCGUUACUACUCCGUUGUACCAAAAAGAGUAUCGCGAUCGAAAAGAUUUCAAGUUAUCAAACUGGUUUGUCUGGACCGACAUGGCGUUCGCUGCCAUCUUCACUACCGAGGCACUCAUCAAAGUCAUCGCCGACGGUUUCUUCUUUACUCCCAACGCCUACUUCAGAAGCUCGUGGGGCCUGAUCGACGCUGUUGUACUGGCCACAUUAUGGAUCAGUGUCAUCACUGUGCUCAAGAACGAAGGUAGCAUCUCGAGGGCUGUUGGUGCUUUCAAGGCUCUCAGGGCCCUUCGUCUCCUGAACGUAAGCGACACGGCGAGGAACACUUUUCAUUCGCUCAUCAUUGUACAGGGAUGGAAGAUUCUCAGUGCUGCAUUCGUUUCGCUAUCACUGUUGAUCCCUUUUGCUCUGUACGGUCUCAAUCUGUUCCAUGGGCAAUUCGAGCAAUGCAACGAUGGCGAUGAUAUCACCUUCUUGAAGGAUUGCUGGGGCGAGUAUGAGAACGCGCCAAUUCAUGACGGGCACCCAAUCCUCGCUCCUCGCUCAGUGAACAACCCCCAGUACAGCUUUGAUGAUUUUGGCUCCUCUUUAUUCAUUCUUUACCAGAUUGUCAGCCAAGAGGGCUGGGUGGAUGUCUCCUUCACGGCUCAAUCGAUCAGCGGCAUUGGGAACCAGCCCAUCUUUGGAAACCAAAGGGGCAAUGGCAUGUUCUUUGUCAUCUUCAACAUACUCUCUACAGUCUUCGUGCUCACUCUGUUCAUCUCGGUGUUCAUGCGCAAUUACACCGAACAGACCGGAGUGGCAUAUCUCACAGCCGAGCAGCGGUCGUGGUUGGAGCUUCGCAAGCUCCUUCGCCAGGUUUCACCGUCCAAGACGUCUUAUGACGAGUCAAGAACGAAGUGGAAGAAGUGGUGCCACAAACGAGCCAUCGAAAAGAGGGGCAAGUGGUACCAAGCCGUGACGGUGGUGCUGUGCCUGCAUUUGACGCUCCUGGUUACCGUAUUCAUUGAUGAGCCGGAUGCGUGGUCCAGGGCGCGGGAGUUUGUCUUCUUGGCCUUCAACCUGGUAUAUUUGACCAACAUUGCCAUCAGGAUCACUGGUCUAGGCUGGACGCGCUUCCGUCGAAGCUCGUGGGACGUGUUUUCGCUUGUUUCCGUGUCGGGAACCAUCGUCACGUCUGUGCUGCACCUCUCUGACUCUGAAAGGGAGGUCUUCACACAAUUGCACAAAGUAUUCCUUGUGUCUAUUCUCCUACUCUUGAUCCCUCGCAAUGGAGCGCUUGAUCAGUUAUUCAAGACAGCGGCAGCCAGUCUCACUACCAUCGGUAAUCUGGUGGCGACUUGGUUCGUGUUUUACAUCAUGUUUGCCAUAGCGCUCACACAAUCCUUCAGCCUUACGCGCUUUGGGGCCGAAGAGAACAACAACCAAAACUUCCGUACAGUGCCCAAGGCGUUGAUGCUGCUCUUCAGAAUGAGUGCUGGUGAGGGUUGGAACACUAUUAUGGAGGACUAUGCCGAGAUUGAACCACCUAUGUGCGUGGAAAGCAGCAACUUUUUGAACAGCGACUGUGGUAGCAGGUCGUGGGCCCGCUGUCUCUUCAUUGCGUGGAACAUCAUCAGCAUGUACAUCUUUGUCAACCUGUUUGUCUCGCUUAUCUACGAGAGCUUCUCGUAUGUGUACCAACGCUCCAGCGGUGUCGACAUGGUGGACCGCGAUGAGAUUCGGCGAUUCAAGGAGGCGUGGCGGAGCAUAGACCCAGCCGGUACGGGCUUUAUCAGCAAGGAGGCCUUCCCUCGGCUGUUGGGUGAGCUCUCGGGCGUUUUUGAGAUGCGCAUAUACGACUCGGAGGACUCGGUUAGCCGUAUUCUGGAGGAUUGCCAGACCAACGGCGCUGCGACUGGGAGACACGCAUCGAUGAUAUCCCAGAGUGCAUACUCGGGUAUUGACCUUGCCAAACUCAACGAGCGCCUGGCUCGUAUCGAUGUCGCAAAAGUGCGGGAGCGGCGGCGUCGGUACAAUAUGUUCUUUGAGGAAGUCAUGGUCCUUGCGGAUCCCGACAAGGGCAUUGCCUUUAGCACGGUUCUUAUGAUCCUUGCCCAUUACAACAUCAUCAGCGACAGCAAGAGUUUGCGUCUUGAGGAGUUCUUGCGCCGUCGUGCCCGGCUUCAACGUGUUGAGGAGGAGGUUCGUAGAAGAGUCGUGCUUGGAUUCUUCGACACCUUGUUCUGGAGCAGGAACUUUAAACGCCACCUAGCAUGGAAGCGAUCUGGCCGCAUGACCGACAUUCCCAACCUCGACGUACCCGAGAUUUUCGUCGACGAUGAAGGCGGCGUCUCACCAAGAACGCGCGUCCACAAGUCCCUGCCUAUUCCUGCAACACCCUCAUCACCUCGGUCGCCGUUCCCGGCCCACAACCGUGACAGCCCAUUCCUCAGCCCGGAUCAUCUAUCAAACCAUCAACGGAAAUGGUCCGCUGCUAGCGCUGAUAUGGCAUCAUACAGCCCAGAGCUGAGCGGGCCGCACCCGCUCAGCUUCCCCCGGGCCGGUCAGGCAACGGGAGGGCACCAGAGAAACAACCCAUCAGCCUUCAGCUUUGAGCUACAGCAGCCAAGUAGUAACAGCUCGAGCAGGAGAGGCAGCACUUUGAGCCCGACGCAGGCGCGUGAACUGCUCGACGACUCAGUCUGGGUCGAGAGUAUUAGGAGGAGCACGACGGUCAGGCAAAGUGCCUGGGGCAGUAAGUCAGGUGCCCAUAGCCCCUCGGGUGCCGGUGGUGGCAACAGCAGAGACGGAUACUUUUAACAUGUCACUUGAAUGGCGGUACAUACUUUUAUGAUUUCACAACUUGUAAUCUUUUGAAAACUUACACUUGGCCAGCAUAUUUUUUAUGUUAGAUGAUAGAAGCGGAUCUGCAUUUAUUUUCUGGUUACUCUUCCUGCCUUAUCUUUGCAGCGUUUUCCCCAUAUACCUAGACCCCCAUUGUUCAUGGCAAGCAUUGCUCGAAUAGGCUUAAUCGUUCUUCUCUGUUAUUUUUCUGCGCUUGGAUUGUUGGCAUAGUUGAGCAAGGCAUGUAAAUUUGAGUCAUGUGAACAUAGAUAGUAUGAUAGAGCCACGCAUAUGCGCUACGAAUUAUCAAGAAAACGCAAACAAUCGC